Paramisgurnus dabryanus is the source of this 1120-nucleotide messenger RNA. RefSeq names its product lin-37 DREAM MuvB core complex component (gene lin37). Gene Ontology annotation, biological process: negative regulation of transcription by RNA polymerase II. Gene Ontology annotation, cellular component: transcription repressor complex; Myb complex. The record is from RefSeq and is a predicted model, not a curated record. NCBI's taxonomy places the organism in Eukaryota, Metazoa, Chordata, Actinopteri, Cypriniformes, Cobitidae.
CUAGAAAUGUCCUUGCGCGCGGAAGAGGAAAGUCGAACUACGAGACAGAUUCGGUUCGUCAGUCUCUCAGCUAAAGGUUUACGGCUGAAAGAGGUGAAUGACAGUAAAGGAAGAAAAUCCCUCAGGAGAAUCCAGAAAAUCAUUUUGAAGUUACGAUGCUUCACUCUAAGAUCAAGACUGAGAAAACAGACCCUGGGGCUCGAAAUCGCCUUGAUGCAGUGUUGCAGGGUCUGGUUGAAAGGAGUGACAGUGAGAGAGAGCAGAAUGAGGAGGAUGCUGGGAAAAUGGUGGCAGACACUUUGAGCAAGGAUUUAUCACCUUCCUCGGCUGGGAAAAGACCAUCGUCACGAUUCCCACAACACAGAAGGAAGAAGCGUAAGGAGAUGGAUGAUAGUCUGGCUGACACCAACCAGCAUAAACAGAAUGCUUAUAUAAUCAAGUUAUUUGAUCGCAGUGUUGACUUGGCUCAGUUCAGCACUACCACACCACUCUACCCCAUCUGUCGGGCAUGGAUGAGAAACAACCCCUCUAUGAGAGAGAGAACUGCACCCAGCCCUCCUCACAGCUCUGGGGAGGACGAGAUGAGUGACAUGCUAAACGGCAAAGGUCAGAACAUCUACAGACUUCCUCCACCUGUCUGUCCAAUAAAAUCAGAUGAACCUGUAAAUCUCCGAAUUCCACCUGUAGAAAAGCCUGCAGAGAGCCAGUCCAUAGAUGCUGCAGCAGGGUCAUCACCUCUUAUUUACAAUCACAUCAAACGCUGGAAGAAAAUUAGACAGAAGUGGAAGGAGGCCUCCAAUAAAAACCAACUAAGAUACAGUGAGAGCAUAAAAAUCCUGAAGGAAAUGUAUGAACGCUAGUCCAUGGAGAAAAAAAAAGCAUGUCAGAUGUGUUUUGGGAGUGAAAUGACAUGUUCUAACAAGAAAGUUACACAACUUAGCCAGAAUUGUAAAUCGAGAACUAAAGCAAAUACAUGAGAGCAAACCAGUUUUUUUAAUGUCCUUGUUUUUAUUUUUAAAUAGACUUGCUUUACGGAAUUGAAGAGGAACAUAAUGCUUUGCAUAUUUUGUUAAAUGUUAUGUUGUUUAUAAUAACAGUAAAAAACAGUGAAAGUGUGUGU